AUGGCGGCGGCAGCAGUAGCAAAGGCGCCGCAACCUGACAUCCAAUACACGCCUGAGCUGAAAAAAUAUGAAGCCCGAGUGAAGCGCAGGCUUGAAACCGAGGAGGUCCUUUUGACCAAGACCCUGCCCGCAGGCUUCCCGCGACAAUUGAAGUCAGACUUUGUAUGGGAAGGAGCUUCCAUUGCGAGAGAAUACGACUGGAUCUUUGUAUUGAAACCCGAGCAUACUGAGGAACUGGAACAAGCCCUUGCACACUUCAAAUCUUUGGACAAGCCACUUGGAUACAUUGACCAAACGACUUUCCCUUUACCGAAACUACAUUCCGAGCUUCGUGGUGUCUCACGGGAAUUGCACUUUGGCCAUGGGUUCAAAGUCGUCAGAGGCGUUCCCGUUACGCGAUAUUCCCGGGAGGACAUUAUCAUUAUUUAUGCCGGCAUUUCAUCGCACAUUGCUCCUCUUAGAGCACGUCAGGACAGUCGCUACAAUGGUGAGCCGGCAGAUGUAGUCCUAAGUCACAUCAAAGACCUCAGCGCAAGCAAGGAAAAGGCUAGCAUUGGCGCCCCGGCUUACACUGCUGACAAACAAGUCUUUCAUACUGACACUGGCGACAUUGUCUCGUUGUUCUGUCUAAGCCCGGCCGCCGAAGGUGGUAAGAGCAGGCUGGCAAGCACUUGGCGAGUCUACAAUGAAUUGGCAGCAACCAGGCCGGAUCUCAUUGAAACGCUUUCUCAAGACUGGAUCGCCGACAACUUUGGGAAUUCUGAGCAGCCAUAUGUAUCCAAACCCCUCCUGUUUCAUCAACCUGCAACGGCCGAGACUCCCGAGCGCGUAAUCCUGCAAUAUGCUCGAAGAUACUUCACAGGAUUUGGAGCCCUGCCUCGUUCGACGGCUAUACCUCCAAUCACAGAAGCUCAAGCUGAAGCCCUCGACGCGAUACAUUUCCUCGGAGAGCGUUUCAAUGUUGAACUGGAUUUCCAACAGGGCGAUAUCCAGUACGUGAAUAAUCUGGCAGUUUUCCACGCUCGUGACGGUUUCACGGACACGGAGGAGCGGCAACGCCACCUCGUUCGCCUCUGGCUUCGCGACACAGAAUACUGUUGGGAAACGCCGAAUGCUUUGAAAUCGAAGUGGGCGCAAUUGUACCAUGGUGUGGCUCCAGAUAGGCAGGUCUUUCCAUUGGAGCCAUAUGUGCGAAGCGCCAGUAAUGGAUAUCUGAAGGCCCCUCGAUAG
Molecule: messenger RNA, 1230 nt
Organism: Fonsecaea multimorphosa CBS 102226
Lineage: Eukaryota; Fungi; Ascomycota; Eurotiomycetes; Chaetothyriales; Herpotrichiellaceae
Exons: 3
Coding region: 1-1230 (409 amino acids)
Molecular function (GO): oxidoreductase activity
Source: RefSeq, a predicted model, not a curated record